This is a messenger RNA of Staurois parvus, 279 nucleotides long. Lineage: Eukaryota; Metazoa; Chordata; Amphibia; Anura; Ranidae. The record is from the annotation of a GenBank genome assembly.
GAAACAAUACAGAUCUCUACCCUGUCAUCUCUUGCACACUGCUAUGCAUGGCUUUGCAUAGCAAAGCCAUACACUAAGUGUGCUUACAGUGAAGCACACACAGUAAAACAGCACAGAGUUAACCCUUUGAUCACCCCACAUAUUAACCCCUUCCUGCCCAGUGCCAUUAGUAUAGUGCCAGUGCUUUUUAUUAGCACUGAUCACUGUAUUGGUGUCACUGGGGAUGUCAGUGACACCAAGUCAGUUCCCCCCAGUGUCAGAAUGCCUGUCGCAGUCCCG